CUCCUUGGUCCGACAAAGUUCAUUAAAUUUCGCGUCGCAAGCGGGCGACCUGAGAUCGACCGCCUCGGUCGUCGCGCUGCCGACGGCGGGCCGCGGACAACAAACAAACGAAUGACCAAGAAGCUGUUUCAAGGCACACGUACGUGUACACCCACGAGUAGGUUGGCCUAGGUUAUGUGCCUGGUGCCCACCCCAGAGCGGGCUGCCUUCGACGGAAGUGACCGAUCCGUGCGCGCAACAGCCGCAGCAUGGUUAGAUCGACGGUACUUGGCGGAAAUGUGCGAAGCGGCUGUGGAUGGAUAGCAGCAUUUCGAUCGGCGCCGCGAUACACCGCAGUCGAGUCCCACGACAACGUUGCUACUUCACACAGACGAAGGCUUGCUGUAUGGUACAUGCUGAAAAGCGAUCGUGGUGUCACGGCGCGGAUGAUGGACCAACGUCUUGGUCGAUUCAUAUCGUGCGAGCAUGGCAACAACGAAGCAAGAGUGGAUGCAAGUGUCGUAAGACAAUACGUAGACACAGUCGACGAUUGUGCUAAAAAUGAUGGAAUAAAACUAAUCCAAAACCUGUAAAAAUGAAUACACACGCGAAAAACCGUC
Molecule: messenger RNA, 599 nt
Organism: Aphanomyces invadans
Lineage: Eukaryota; Oomycota; Saprolegniomycetes; Saprolegniales; Verrucalvaceae
Exons: 1
Coding region: 249-572 (107 amino acids)
Source: RefSeq, a predicted model, not a curated record